This is a messenger RNA of Leptosomus discolor (cuckoo roller), 1101 nucleotides long. The record is from RefSeq and is a predicted model, not a curated record. Lineage: Eukaryota; Metazoa; Chordata; Aves; Leptosomiformes; Leptosomidae.
UACACGAGAGGCACCGUGACAGCUUUCUCUCCUUUCGAUGCCAAAGCUGAUGCAGAAGCUCUUCGUAAGGCCAUGAAGGGAAUGGGGACUGAUGAAGAAACUAUUCUGAAGAUCCUUACCAGCAGAAACAAUGCUCAGCGUCAGGAAAUUGCAUCUGCCUUUAAAAGCUUAUUUGGCAGGGAUCUCGUAGAUGACCUGAAAUCGGAACUUACCGGCAAAUUUGAAACACUGAUGGUAUCUUUGAUGAGACCAACAUAUAUUUUUGAUGCUCAUGCACUGAAGCAUGCCAUCAAGGGAGCGGGAACCAAUGAGAAAGUGUUGACUGAAAUUCUUGCCUCCAGAACACCCGCAGAAGUGCAGAAUAUUAAACAGGUUUAUCUGCAAGAAUAUGAGGCCAACUUGGAGGAUAAGAUCACAGGAGAAACAUCAGGCUAUUUUCAGAGACUGCUGGUGGUCCUGCUGCAGGCGAAUAGAGAUCCUGAUGGCAGAGUUGAUGAGGGCCUUGUUGAGCAGGAUGCUCAGGUUUUGUUUCGAGCUGGGGAGCUGAAAUGGGGAACAGAUGAAGAAAAGUUCAUCACCAUCCUGGGAACCCGAAGCGUUUCCCAUUUGAGGAGGGUGUUUGACAAAUACAUGACUAUUUCCGGCUUUCAAAUUGAGGAGACCAUUGACCGUGAAACCUCUGGUGAUUUGGAGAAGCUGCUUUUGGCAGUUGUGAAAUGCAUCCGAAGCGUGCCUGCCUAUUUUGCUGAGACUCUCUAUUAUUCCAUGAAGGGGGCUGGCACCGACGAUGAUACCCUGAUCAGAGUCAUGGUUUCAAGGAGUGAAAUUGAUCUGUUGGAUAUUAGACAAGAACUCAGAAAGAAUUUUGCGAAGUCCCUGCAUCAAAUGAUUCAGAAAGAUACAUCUGGGGACUACAGGAAAGCACUCCUGCUCCUCUGUGGUGGAGACGAUGACUAACGGUGACAGUGACACGAAGGAUUUGUACUCCGGCUUGCAGCCCUUUAGUUAGCAUGUCUAGCUAAGUCUUUGUAUCCUAACGCUUUGUGGCUGUUUAAAUUUAUACUAGUAUUGCACUUACUAUAAAUGAGCUUAUUGUUAUCC